CGGCGGAAGCGGCGUGGCAGAGGACCGGAAGUGUGGCAGGGCCGCCGGCGGAAGCGGCGUGGCAGAGGACCGGAAGUGUGGCAGGGCCGAAGGAGGAGGCAGCCGGCUCCACGUGGGUAGAAUGUCGGCUUCCCUGCUGAGGAAGGGGCUGGAGCUGCUGGAGACGGCGGCGGGGCACCAGCCCGGGCUCAGCAGCCCCCAGCAGCGGCCGCGCAAAGCCCCGAAGAGGAGGAAGGCGGCUCGGGGGCCUGGCAGGGACAAGACCACGGUCAAGGGCAAAGUCACCAAGUCGGCGAUAGAGGAGUAUCGGAAGCACCAGGCUGUGGAUCACUUGAAGAAGAACUUGCAGUACAUGACGAAGAGCCGAUUCACUGCAGACAAAACCAUCACGCAGCAGGUUCUCAACCACAAUAGGGGUAGGAAAUCUAGAGACCGUCCCCCAGAGAAGCCAAAGAAGAAAUCUGAAGGCACUGUCUUUACGGAGGAAGACUUCCGGAAGUUUGAGAGAGAAUACUUUGGGCGAGCUGGAACAGUAUGAUGAGAACUCUCUUCCAGCUCCAGGCUUUCCAAAACUGAGUGUUCAGAGCAUGGCACUGACCGUGUCCUCCUGUUUGGGAUGGGAGAUCAGGGGUGUAGGAUGAUACCUCUUGCCAGCAUAUGUUUAGAUGUCGCGUCCAAUGCGAGACUUCACACACAUGUACAGAAUUUGUUAGCAUGGGAUGGGAUGCUGUAGACUCAAAAGCAUCCAGUGAGAUUAUGUUGUCAGGGUGCAUCAUGUUUCUUCUACUGGCCACUUCCAGCCAGCACCUCGCUCUUGUUCUCCUGGAGUAGAGCAGACUCUUCAUUCAAGCCAGAUGCAAACUUUGCUCCUCUGAGGCAGGAUCCUUCUAUCCAUCUGUUCUGGAAAAGACAGCUUAAGGUGUGAGGUCUCAUUAGGGGAAGCACAGGAGAUGAUUUAGAGCUGAAUUGUGGAGCAGCUGGAACAAAUUAUCAGAAAAAAGAAAGAUGCUCUAGGAAGGAGAUGUGAGUACUAUUCAAACCUCUGUUUAGGUUAUGAUCUCUAUCAGGCAAGGACCUUGUGUAAUGCCAUGUAGGCUUAUGGUGUUUGAACAGUAGUCACUAUGGCAGAGAAUGUACUUGAGUACCUCUGUGGUAGAAUGAUUAUUCCAAUAGGGUGGGGUUGGCAGAGGUGAAACAGGUCAUUCAAGCACAAUUCGUUUUAGGCUGUUUCAGGGCUGUGUGAAAGGUCUCUGUGCUCCAUGUUAAUAUAUGAAUAUUUUCUACUUUCCUUCAUUGGACUGCUGAGUGGAAGUGAAAUACAGUCCUUCUGUACUGGACUCCUCCCAGCCUUCCCUCCCACAGAUCUCCUUAUACAGCUGAUAGUUUACACUCAAGCCCAUUAAAUCAAGGUACUAAACACAUGGGGGUGGUGUUGCUGCAUAGUACAGCUGGCCCUAGUAUUAACCCACAUAUCAGCUCCUGUCUCAAACCUGCUAGAUGUGGCUAUUUGUCACUUCCCCUGAGAAUACCCACCCCUCCCUGCCUUGCAAACACCAGCUGGUGAAGGUGAAGGCAGUAUGCUGUUAAGAACUUUUGGCUGGUGAUUGUGAUGCUGGGUCAAUGGAGGCAAUUCUCUCCUACCCAAAAACUAACGCUAAAUGCUUUGGAUGUUGCAACAUGUAGUUUGGCCAGCAGGUGGGGAAGUUGUCCAUUGUACUAAGCCUAUACAAUGUGUUUCUGGAGGGUUGAUGGCUACUUUGCCAUCUGUUAUACUCCCCAGAAAGCAGGAUCUUUGUUCUCCACUUGAAAACAAAGAGGUAAAAAGAAUGAGUGCCCCCUUCCCCCCCCAAAAAAAGCAACCCAAAUAUCCAUUAUGUGAAUCAUUGCUUCUGUGUAAAAUAGCCUGGCUGAGCUUCAGUGUUGAGCAGCCCUGUACACUCUCUUCCUUUCAUUCUCAUUGCAAUCCCCAAAUUUGUUCCUGUUGUUCCUCUUUCCUCACUGGUGUGUUCUACCACCCACUUACCUGCAAUACACAGUGACCAGAUGGAGAGUGGGGGAGGAUUUCUCAGAAAUGCAACGUGGGUGAGAAUCAGGGUCUCCAUUUCACAGAGGGAAAAAACUGAGGCAAUGAGAUGGGGGACAUGAUUUGUGUAAGGUGACACGGGUCACUGGAAGAAUCCCAGAAGUCCCAACUCCUAGUUUCCCCCAGGUCUAAACACUAGACUGCAUUGCUUUCAGAGGUGGGACUGGACUGACUCCCAAGCCCCCAGCUCCCCUGUGCUGUAAAUAUCCCAUGCCACAACAAAGUGGUUUCUCCCUCCUUUGCAGUAAGAAAGGGGAGAUUCUUCAGAUCACGCAGGGGUGGUGUCACGUCUCUGUGGCCAGGAGAAAAAGAAUGGCCCAUGUAGCAACAGGGGCUGAAACUCGCAUGCAGCUUGAUGUGUCAGACCAAGUUUUGUGGGGCUAGGGGCGAGGAAGCUGGGCCUGGGGACAGGCCACUGGCAUGGGCUUGCGGAGCCCUGGGUUCAAUUCCUGCAUGCCCUGAAGGCAGUCACUUGAUCUUUCUGUGCCUCAGUUUCCCAUCUGUACAACGAAAAGGAUUGGGACCACUUGGGAUUGCAAGGGGCUCGGACACCAGGGUGAUGCGGGUGGAGAAGUACUGAGACAGAAAUGUAACCAGUUAACAACUCUGCCACUCCCUGACAAGCCCGUGUGAAGACUGGCUUUGCCGCUCAGUGUCUCCUGAGUUGCAAUCAGUGGUCCCUUCUGUGACUGCUCAGGCCAGGCUUCUGGGAGGUCCCAUGGAGUGAGCAGGGCUGGCUGGGAGUUAGAGAGGCCCUAAGGUCUAGCUGUAAAGAAUUUCCUUUUGAUUCCCUUUGAAGUGAGGGCUGCUGCAGCCUCAAAGUGUUUCAGGUUCAUAGCAAACAGGGGCCCUGCAAAAAAGCCUGAAACCUUGCCAUGUAGACCAAGCCAGGGGCCCAGAAUUGCCUAGAUGCCAGGAGAAGACAAGCCACAUGGACAGCCUGGAUCCUGUGGGGGCCCAGAUCUCACAGACAGCAGCAAUUCCAUGUGCCCGGUCUGCUGCUCUGGCUCAGGCAAUCUGCGAGGAAGAGCUGCAUAAGAUGGGCUGGAAAAGGGAAAUUUGUCUGCUGCCCUUCGUAAUGCUGGGACUGCAGUAGCGAAAUGAUGGACAGAUAGAUGUGUACAGAGAUAGACAGAUACACAAAGGGGCAUGUGAGGAGAUGGAAGGAUUGGAUAGCUGGGUGUGUAUGUGAAUAGCGAGAAGGGUGUGGACAGGGGUAGAUGACUAGAUAGGGUGUGUGUGCAGAGAGAUAGUGAGAAGGGUGUGUAUUGAAUUAGAUAGAGGAGGUAUAUGGGGAUGGCUAGCUAGCUAGCUGAGUGUGCCUGGGGACAGAGGGACAGAGGACCAGCCCACAGAGGGGUGCAUAUGGAGCUAGAUAAUGCUACGAGGUCUGUGUGGAGCUGCACAGAAGACGCCAUUUGCACAGGACAAUAGUUAUUAUCGGGUUAGCUGUGGGUUCGCAAGGACCAUCAUGAGCUGUGGCUUCAUGAGCACCAUGGGGGAGGGAUAGCUCAGUGGUUUGAGCAUUGGUCUGCUAAACCCAGGUUUGUGAGCUCAGUCCUUGAAGGGGCCAUUUAGGGAUCUGGGACAAAAAUUGAGGAUUGGUCCUGCUUUGAGCAGGGGGUUGGACUAGAUGACCUCCUGAGGUCCCUUCUAACCCUGAUAUUCUAUGUUUGGGAAGCCAAGAUAUUAUUGAAACUAGUGACCAAAUACAGCUAAUUCUGGGCAAUAGUUUUUUUUAUUGUACAUGUUGCUUGGAACUUCUUGUGUAAGAGGAUGGAAAGGGGAUUUCUCAAUUACUCAUUUCUCUCUUCUGCAGACAGACUAGAGCAGUGCAAAGACCAGUUCCCUUCUUUUCUUCAUCCGAUAAAGUGAGCUGUAGCUCACGAAAGUUUAUGCUCAAAUAAAUUUGUUAGUUUCUAAGGUGCCACAAGUACUCCUUUUCUUUUUUUGCUUCUUUUGUGCAUGUUCUUGGUGCAGAAACAGAAAAAAUGUAUAGGGCAAUGAGUUGCUUUCCUGUUUUUUUAACUAUACUUGGAAUUUGUUUCAAGUUGGCUACAGUAAGUUUAGAGAGAGCCAUUUUUAAUUUGCCAUCUUGUUUAAAAUAAAUGUGUCAUGCAUGCUGUGGUGGUGGUGGAGCUGCUCUGUAACUUACGCAUAUGUAUGGUGCCAUGGUUAAUGGGGUGUCUUCUGUAUGAAGAUUGGUUUAAUAGGGGCUGGAAGGAAAAACAAGCAGGAAGUGAAAGAACAACUUGAAAUAAGCCACCCUUCCGUAGGGCUGAGUCACCUGAGGGGAUGCAGCUACUCCGGGCUGGAGGCAGUGGCACUGUCUCAGGUUAGGAAGGAAGGGUUGGGUCAAGGGGGCUUAAAAAUUAGGCCUGGGCAGUCCUUUACCCCUCAGCAAGCAAACCCUUAACAGCCUGUAUCUGUGAGGGCUUUAGAGGAUUUCCUUUCCAGCCAACUUGCAAAACCAGCUUUGUCCAGAAGGGCCCAAGUCUGAGAAUGAAGAACAAGAAAUUGGGCAGUUUAAAAAGGGGCUUGCUCACAAGAGAGGAGGUGGUCAGGUAGGGGCACCAGACUGACCAAGGUACCCAGAGGGGAGGCUGAAGAAGUUAGGUUUUCUUAGGCUGUUAUUAGGAGAUGGAAAGUGCUACGCAUGGAGACUAUUAGCUGGUUUUUGAAGUCCUCUAAAUUAUUUGUUCCUACUGUUAAAACUAAAGUAUUGUUUUUAAGACGGUUAUUUGGUCACUGUGUAUGCUGCUGGUCACAGACUCCAGAAGGAAAGAACAAUAUGAGCUGAAUCCAGUUGGACCUGCUGGGUAAGAACAGGUGAUCCACUCCUAGACCUGGCCCUGUGUGAGAACUGUGGAAUUGCUCCCCAGGAGAGGUGAAGUCAUAAGGCCUGACACCUGUGGGUGUACACUCAGAGCAGGAAGAGAACAGAGGUGCAGCUAGCCCUGUAACCAUGAGACAUGCUAAGAACAAUUUUAACACACAUUUACCCAUUCCUAGGAAUUCUGUUUCUGCCUGUAUUAACUUAUCUCAAUCCCACAACAAGUGUGAAGGCCUCUUCAGGCUUGCUUCUGUCCUUCAGGUGGAAGAGCAUAGCUCAGCCCUGUAUGAUGCUUGGACUGAGCAGGCCCGUGAGUCCUCUUCCCCAUCCCUACAGGCUGCUGCUCACUACAUAUAAGCUGAAGGAACAGCACUUUGGAUAGUGGAGUGUGGAGCCACAGGAGACUUCAUUAUAUAUUAAAUGUGCAAAUGCUAGUGAAUGACCAUUAUGGGGCAUUGAGAAAGCAGGGUUAGAAGAGCCUCUUGCUUCACUCAGCCAUCACCUACAGGCAAAGCUGUACCCCACAAGAAAUAGGGAGGAAGGAUUUUAGUGUGCAAGGACUGGCCUGGGUGCUUUUACUUUUAAAUAGCUCCUAUUUCCACUGGGCUUCCAUUGACCGAAGCUCUUCAGCCUGGAAUAGCUGAUCCUGUCAGAGUGCAUUCCCCUCUGUUUUAGGUGUGCGCUCCCACAUUUGAUUUCUUCCUACUGCUGUGGGGGUGAGUACUGGGUUGGAUGAGCUCACUGGGGCUAGACUCCUGGCUCUGGUCCCAGAUCUGCACCACUGGCUGAGUAUGCUGCAACAGAAAAUAAAGAUUGCUACUGCUAGGGGGCUGUCAUCUUAUGUAUAACUUUUCCCACCCACAGGGAGGAGAAAGGUGGCAGCAGCACCUUUAAUAUAAAUGUAAAUAACAUGCGAGUCUGGCAAUGGUCUACUUCUGGCAGAGGAAUUACAGGGCAAAGCAGUCUCUGGGUGUUUAGUAUUGGGCUAGCCCAGGGGUGGGCAAACUUUCUGGCCCAAGGACCACAUCAGGGUUGUGAAACUGUAUGGAGGACUGGGUAGGGAAGGCUGGGCCUCCCCCCCGACUGCCCCCCUCAGAACCCCUGACCCAUCCAACCCCUCCCUGCACCUUGUCCCGACUGCCCCCUCCUAGGACCCCCCUGCUCCCUGUCCGAUGACUGCCCUGCCCCCUAUCCACACCCCUGCCCCAUGACAGGCCUCCCUGGGACUCUCAUGCCUAUCCAACCCCUCCUGUUUUCCCCCCCAGCCUCCUCCACCCCAUCCAACUGCUCCCUGUCCCCUGACUGCCUCCCAGGACCCCCUGCCCCUUCUCCAACCCACUCCCUGCCCCCUUACCAUGCCGCUCAGAGCAGCAGGAGCUUGCAGCCCAGCUACAGCCAGCCAUGCUGCUGUGCUGGCAGCAUGGUGAAGUGAGGCUGCAGGGGAGGAGGGACAGCAGGGGAGGGGGCUGGGGGCUAGCCUCCCCAGUGGGAAGCUCGAGGGCUGGGCCAGACAGUCCCAGGGGCAGAAGUUUGCCCACCUCUGGGCUAGCCUAUUAUGAAUCGGGUCCAUAAAGCCAGGGUGUGGCUGACACUCCUCCUACAACACCAAUGGAAAGCAAACUGGUAGAGUCAAUGUUGACAUGCACUCAGAGUUAAUACAAGCUUUGUUGGUACAAAAGAGGAAGUAUAUACUAGAUCCAAGGACCCGCCCCACACUGGAAAUUGAAUUUAGAGAGUGCCUCUAAGUGGUUCUCUACUGCAAGUAUGAUGCAGAAGGAGAGAGGAGGUCUCCAAGGUAGCCAGAACCCAGACACCUUUAAUUGCUAAAAAAUUGGCACAGACAGGAAAUAGUUACACUGUACAUAUUCAGUGCAGAUGUUACCAUGUCUGGAGGAUUAAGUGAUAGGGGAAAUAAAAGGAAUGGGGUUUAUUCUCACUGGAAAAUAAAUGUUGCCCCCAAAAAGGCUUUCAGAGAAGAAGAGGUUGAUAAUCAGUAGCAGAAUUGUUACAUAGGGGUUAGGAGAAAGGAGGGACAGUCUCAAAAGGAAGAAGAUGAGGGGAAACCAGGAAUUUAGGCAGAACCAAAUCACAUAGUGGAAUAAGACACCAGGAAACAUAAGAGAGGCAAAGGAUCCGUUUGCUCAAGAGGCACCUUGACUGCUUUCUGGAGAGUAGACUGAAGGUUGUGCUGGGAUGAGAGAGGGGGAAGGGGCUUGGGCUGCCAGGCUCUGGCUUUUGCCUGAAAUAGUCUGACCAGAAUAUCCUGCCUUAUCCUGCUGGUUAACGCAGUUCAGUGGCACUAAGAGAGAGUGCUCAUCUCCCAAAGGGCAGCAUGUCCUUGCUGCUAUUUCUGGGCUUCUUGCCCAGAGAUGCUAGUCGGAUUUUAUCACCCUUUACUUUCACUCUGCAAAGCUGCAGUGGGGGAUUUAGGCUUGCAAACAAAGUACAGGAGUUCAGCUGUUUUCUCAGGACAGCAAAGGAGAAGGAUGGCAUCUUUAGGGGUGGUUUGCUUUUCUAUUCAUAUUUACAGAGAACUAGUACAAGCACCUGGAUCUAAAAACAGGUUGAAGAAGAAGUUAUCGGCACACAACAGUAGCAGAAAUAAGGUGGUGGGAAAGAGGACACACAUGGUCAGAGCAGCUUUUCAGGAGACUGCAGCCUGCCUGUAUUGUCAC
Molecule: messenger RNA, 7591 nt
Organism: Dermochelys coriacea (leatherback sea turtle)
Lineage: Eukaryota; Metazoa; Chordata; Testudines; Dermochelyidae
Gene: RPS19BP1
Product: ribosomal protein S19 binding protein 1
Exons: 4
Coding region: 122-538 (138 amino acids)
Cellular component (GO): nucleolus
Molecular function (GO): enzyme binding
Source: RefSeq, a predicted model, not a curated record